GCAAACAUGUAAGGAUUACACGGGUUUGUAUCGCCUCCGAACCCCACCGUAUAUUUGAUUUCCCUUUUCGAGAGCGCCGCUUGUCGCCGUAUCGCCGUCCCGAGACGCCGUAUUUUUCCGGGAGACAGCGACAAGAAAAAUAAUCCGCCUCAUAGAAAAUAUUUUUCGAAUUUUGCUCUUUUUAUUUAAGCCCACAGGAGAUUUUAUGGCUGUCCGUUUCGACUGCGAAAAAAAUGAUUGCGCCCAGACGUGAAACCGACCAUCCGCGGAGAAAGGGAUUUUCUUACGCCUGGUGUAUUAUUUAAUUAUUGAUAUUUAUUUAUUUUUCUCGAGCCAAAAUAAUUUUAGACGUGAUUAUUGAGGAUAAUUAUGUGGGUGUUGGGUGUUGGAUUAUCAUGGGGUGAUCUUCGGCGGCGAAACGUGGCGCUGUUGCCUUUCUUUUGAGAAUCUCUUCUCCAGGCAGCAUUUCACCAGUCUGUCAGUCAAGGGAGAAAAAAACAUUUAAUUUGCUCUUUUGCGCCAUCGCUGGGAAAAGUUGACAUCUAAUACAAGCAAGAAAAUACUCGUUUUGUUUUUCUGCAUCAUCAUCCUCACAAUAUUUGCCGAAAAGGAUGGCUGACAAUCUGCUGGAUGUCGGACCCCCCACUGCAAAGAGACCCAAGCUCAACUCACCUCUCUCUGGAUCCGGAUCAGACGAUCUUGUUUCCCUAUUUGACUUGGAAAACAACCUUCCAGAUGAGCUGAUUCCAAAUGGAGACUUGGGCAUGGGGAUGUCCUCAAAUGGUGGUGGCCCAGGUGGAGGGGGUCCUGGUCUCAACUCCAUCGUCCCUGAUGCGGCUGCAAAACACAAACAGCUGUCUGAACUCCUGCGACCAGGAAGUUCUUCAAUCUUGGGAGGUGGAAUGAACUCAUCCAGCCCCCAGCAGGGAGGCAUGGUGGGGAGUCAGCUAGGCAACGUGCUUGGCAAAAGUCCUCUUGGGCAGGGCUCCCCCAAUCACCAGACUUCACAGGCCCAAAAAGGUGGUGCCACUGGACAGGGCAAUGGAAAUGCAGCCAUUGGCUUCAACCAGGCUAUGUUAAACAGUGGCCAAGGUCAUGGCGUCAUGGGCCAACCUGGACAGGUUAUGAAUGGAGCUCUUGGACCAGCAGGUCGUGGAAGACCAGGGCCUGGAAUGCAGUAUCAGACCCAAGGUAUGCAGGGGUCUCAAGUGGGUGCUGGACCUGGUGUUGGAGGAAGUGUGUUAGCAGAGACUCUCACCCAAGGAGGAUCGCAGUUGGGUGCACACAAUGUGUUGAAUAUACAGCAAGCAGGAACAAUGAACAAGAUGGGAAUGUCAGGUGCUGCAUUUGGCCAGCAGUAUGGCCAGGUUGGAGUGCAGCAGAUGGGGGCAGCAGGGGUCAAUGCUCAACAACUUCAGAACAAGACAGCCCUUUCAAACAACCUGCCUCAAUUUCCUGGUGAGCUAAAGGGAGCUGGGACUGUGCCAAACAUGUCACAGGCCCAGAUGCAGCAGCAGAUAGCAUCAGUAGGGAUGGUCCCUGGGGCAGGAGGUGUGGCAGGUCCUACAGCUGACCCAGAGAAGCGCAAACUUAUUCAGCAGCAGCUGGUCCUGCUGCUACAUGCACACAAGUGCCAGCGGCGGGAGCAGGCCAACGGGGAGGUGAGGGCCUGCACUUUACCCCACUGUCGCACCAUGAAGAACGUCCUGAACCACAUGACCCACUGCCAGGCUGGCAAGGCCUGCCAGGUGGCUCACUGUGCAUCAUCCAGACAGAUCAUCUCCCACUGGAAGAACUGUACACGACAUGACUGUCCUGUCUGUCUGCCUCUGAAAAAUGCAAGUGAUAAAAGGAACCAACAGAUCAUGCUAAGUUCCCCCGGGGCUAGCUUGCAGAACACCAUCAACCCAGUCGGACCUGGCCAGCCGAGCACCACAGCCAUCAACAGUGCAGCCACUCACAUCGAUCCCAGCUCUAUGCAGAGAGCCUACGAUGCUCUGGGCCUGCCGUAUGGCAACCAGCCUCCUGCUCAGGUCCAGGGACAGGGUCAAGUCCAGACUCAGCAAAAUCCGCAGGCGACACAGCACCAGCAACUGCGAAAUAUGAACACACUAGGCACCAAUCAAAUAAACCAGAUGGCAGGAAGCAUCGGUGUCCCCUCCACAGACCAGACUGGCUUGCACUCUGACUCUUCUCUGCCCCCUUCGCUCAGCAAUCAGCUGUUGCCAGAUGGGUCAGUUGCAGGGGGCAUGGGAAACCUGCCCGCUACCACCCCUCUCUCUGCUACAGGGGUAAGAAAGGCCUGGCAAGAGAACGUCACUCAGGACCUGCGCACCAACCUGGUGCACAAACUAGUACAAGCCAUAUUCCCCACCCCAGACCCUGCAGCACUGAAGGACCGACGGAUGGAGAACUUGGUGGCAUAUGCACGCAAGGUAGAGGGUGACAUGUAUGAGACGGCCAACAGUAGGGAUGAGUAUUACCACCUCCUAGCAGACAAAAUCUACAAGAUCCAGAAGGAGCUUGAGGAAAAGAGGCGUUCACGGCUUCAAAAACAGCCUGGCAUGGUGGGCACAGCUGGGCCUCAGCAGCCUGGUAUGGCUCAGCCCAACGCUAUGGGCUCAGGACCCGCUGUCCGACCAAAUGGACCUGUGCCUAUGCCCAACAUGCCAAAUCAGAAUAUGAGCCGUAUGCAGGGGCCUCAAGGAAUGAACCAGUUUAACCCGAUGGCUAUGCAGAACGCACUGAUGUCUCAGGCACCCAUGGGAGCACGUGCUCCCUCCCCCAUGAACCAUCCACAGCAGAUGAAUAUGGGCUCCAUUCCCUCGAUGGGCAUGUCUCCAUCCAGGAUGCCUCAGACACAAGGAAUGAUGGGCAGCCAUGCGAAUAACAUGGUUCCUCAGCCCAACAACCAGAGCCAGUUUCUGCCACAGGGCCAGUUCCCAGCUGCUACAGGAGGAGCAAUGAAUGUGAACGUAGGCCUGGGCCAGCCUUUAACACAGGCCGCUAUCACACAGCAGCAGCCGCAGCAGAACUCUAACCUCCCCCUGAAUGCACUGGGCUCCCUCGGCCCCCAACUGUCCUGUGGCCCUGCAGCUCAGUCCACUCUCGGUGCAACUCCUCCACCCAGCGCCCCCGCCAGCAUGCAGCCGCAGCAGCAGCAGCAACACCAUGCUCCCCCCCAGGCCAAAGUGCCAACACGGCCUUCUACCCCUGCCUCUAUUGGUGGGCCCUCCUCCACCCCCACCCACAUACCCAGCAACCUCCCUGGUGCCUCCACGGCUAUGGAGACGCCUGCUAACAUAUCCCAACCACUCACGCCCCUCCAAUCCCAACCCGAACCCCCCAGCCAGAUGCAGCAGCCCAGCUCAGUUAAGGCGCAGCAGCCCACCUCAGUUAAGGCGCAGCAGCCCACCUCAGUUAAGGCACAGCAUCCCAGUACACCGUUGUCUCAGGCAGCAGCCAGUGAAGACAACAGAGCGCCGACUCCUAGUUCUGUUGCUGAGCAGAGCUCCCAGCAGGCUCUUCCUGAUAUGUGCAGCACUGACUCCCAGCCUGAAGUAAAAGCUGAAGAAGAUGAGGUCACCGCUGAGAAGAAGGACGAUUGUGUAAAAACUGAGGAUGAUGAUAUCAAGCCCCCGUUGGUGAAAAAGGAGGAACCUGAGGAAGUGGAGCCCAAACAGGAACCAAUGGAAACGGAGGAGAAAAAGCCAGAGAUUAAGACAGAACCCAAAGAAGAAGAGGAAAGUGGGGCUAACAACUCAGCAAACUCCUCCACCACUCAAAACCGCAAAAAAAUUUUCAAGCCAGAGGAACUGAGGCAGGCACUAAUGCCAACACUUGAGGCCCUCUACAGGCAAGACCCGGAGUCACUGCCCUUCAGACAACCUGUUGACCCCAUGCUACUGGGCAUCCCUGACUACUUUGACAUUGUGAAGAAUCCAAUUGACUUGUCCACGAUAAAGCGUAAGCUGGAUACUGGUCAAUACCAGGAGCCCUGGCAGUAUGUGGACGACGUGUGGCUCAUGUUCAACAACGCCUGGCUGUAUAACAGAAAAACGUCCCGUGUCUACAAGUACUGCACUAAACUGGCCGAAGUAUUUGAAGCAGAGAUCGAUCCUGUCAUGCAGAGUCUGGGCUACUGCUGCGGACGCAAGUACGAGUUCUCGCCACAGACGUUGUGCUGCUAUGGCAAACAGUUAUGUACCAUCUCCAGGGAUGGUACUUACUACAGCUACCAGAACAGGUAUCACUUCUGUGAGAAGUGCUUCAAUGAGAUCCAGGGCAACAGUGUGACCCUGGGAGAUGACCCAGCACAGCCACAGACCAUGAUACAGAAAGAUCAGUUUGAAAAGAAGAAAAAUGAUAUGUUGGACCUUGAGCCGUUUGUUGAAUGUAAAGACUGUGGACGAAAGAUGCAUCAAAUCUGUGUGCUGCACUACGAUGUAAUUUGGCCGUCUGGUUUUAUCUGUGAGAACUGUCUGAAGAAAUCUGGAAAAACGAGAAAAGAAAACAAGUUUUCUGCCAAACGGUUGCAGUCUACAAGGCUGGGGACAUACAUCGAGGACAGAGUGAACAAGUACUUGAAAAGACAGAACCACCCAGAGGCUGGUGAAGUGUUUGUGCGAGUGGUGGCCAGUUCUGACAAAACUGUGGAGGUUAAGCCUGGGAUGAAGUCAAGGUUUGUAGACUCAGGUGACAUGCUGGAGAGCUUCCCUUAUAGAACCAAAGCACUUUUUGCAUUUGAGGAAAUCGACGGUGUGGACGUUUGUUUCUUUGGCAUGCACGUUCAAGAGUACGGCUCCGAGUGCUCUUUUCCUAAUACCAGACGGGUUUACAUAUCAUACCUUGACAGUAUUCACUUCUUCAGACCACGUUUGCUAAGGACUGCAGUCUACCAUGAGAUCUUAAUAGGUUACCUGGAGUAUGUGAAGAAAUUAGGGUACGUGACGGGUCAUAUCUGGGCUUGUCCUCCCAGUGAGGGAGACGACUACAUUUUUCACUGCCACCCUCCUGACCAGAAGAUCCCAAAGCCCAAAAGGCUUCAGGAGUGGUACAGAAAAAUGCUGGAAAAGGCUUUUGCUGAGAGGAUCAUUCACGACUACAAGGACAUUUUCAAACAGGCCACAGAGGACAGGCUGACCAGCGCCAAUGAGUUGCCAUACUUUGAGGGUGACUUUUGGCCCAAUGUGCUGGAAGAGAGCAUCAAGGAGUUGGAGCAAGAGGAAGAGGAGAGAAAGAAAGAGGAGAAUACAGCCUCAUGUGAGACAACAGAGGGAGCUCAGGCUGACAGCAAGAACGCAAAAAAGAAGAAUAACAAGAAGACCAACAAAAACAAAAGCAGUAUCAGUCGAGCCAAUAAGAAAAAACCUGGAAUGCCCAAUGUAGCCAACGAUCUGUCCCAAAAACUCUACGCUACAAUGGAGAAACAUAAGGAGGUGUUUUUUGUAAUCCACCUCCAUGCUGGGCCGGUCAUCAACACUCUUCCACCCAUCAUGGAUCCUGAUCCUAUGUUGACUUGUGACCUCAUGGAUGGACGUGAUGCCUUCUUGACAUUGGCCAGGGACAAACACUGGGAGUUCAGUUCACUGAGAAGAUGCAAAUGGAGCACAAUGUGUAUGUUGGUGGAGCUGCACAACCAGGGCCAGGACAGAUUUGUGUACACUUGUAAUGAAUGCAAACAUCAUGUGGAGACACGUUGGCACUGCACUGUUUGUGAGGACUACGACCUAUGCAUUAACUGCUACAACAUUAAGGGCCACGACCAUCAGAUGGUUAAGUGGGGCUUGGGUAUCGAUGAUGACAGCAACGGUCAGGGUGGUGAAGCCUCCAAGAGUCCACAGGAGAGUCGACGCCUCAGCAUCCAGCGCUGCAUCCAGUCCUUGGUCCAUGCAUGUCAAUGCCGCAAUGCAAACUGCUCAUUGCCCUCAUGCCAGAAGAUGAAGAGGGUGGUACAACACACCAAGGGCUGCAAGCGCAAGACAAAUGGUGGCUGCCCUGUCUGCAAGCAGCUCAUUGCACUGUGCUGUUAUCACGCCAAGCACUGCCAGGAAAACAAGUGUCCUGUUCCCUUCUGUCUGAACAUCAAGCACAAAAUCCUUCAGCAGCAGAAGCAGCAGAGAGUCCUUCAAGCUCAAAUGAUGCGCCGCAGAAUGGCCACCAUGGCUGGAAGGGGUAUGCCCUUGCCAUCUCCGCCUACCUCAGCAGCCCCUGAUACCCCAAACUCCUUGCAGCAGCCUCAUACACCGCAGACUCCACAGUCCAUACCCAACCAGCCGCAACAACAACAACAGCAGCAACAGCAACCAAACCCUGCCGGUAUGACCCAGGGCUUUCCCAACAACGGCCGCAACAGCCAGCCCACAACACCGGUCCCACAAGGCAAGCCAGGACCCCAGUCAUCGCCUCUUCAUCAGCAGCAGUCACCGCUGCCUAACAUGUCCCUUCAACAGCAGCCGCAGCCUCAGCCAACGCCGCAGCAGCAACAACCACUGCUGGCAGCCCUAAAGGUGGCCAAACAGAUAGAGGUGGCAGCCAAGGCAAGUCGGCAGAAUUAUGGGGUCAUGAAUGGGAUGCCUAUGAACCACCCGCGUAUGAUCGGGCCAAUGCAGGGCCAAAUGUCUGGUCAGAUGCAGAUGAUGCAGAGUCCUCGGGGUCCCCAGGUGACGCAGGCAAUGCAGGGCCAGUGGGGUCCAGGAAUGCAGAAUACCAUGCAGAACCCCCAGGGUCAUCAGCCACAGGUCCAUCCUCAACAAGGCCCUAUCGCUCCUCAGCAGACUCAGGGAACCGCCAUGCCCCAGCAGACCCAGCUCAUGCAGAGGCCCAUGAUGUCCCAGCAACAGGGUCUCCAGAUGCCAGGGGUCAUGCCUCCACAGGGCCCCUCACAGCCAGGCAUGAGUCCACAGCAGCAAAACAUGCCCCGAGGAAUACCUGGCAACAUUGCCCCGAGUGCUCUGCAAGAAUUGCUACGCACGCUCAAGUCUCCCAGUUCUCCGCAGCAGCAACAGCAGGUCCUCAACAUCCUUAAGUCUAACCCUCAUCUCAUGGCAGCCUUCAUCAAACAAAGGACAGCACAGUGGCAGGGCAACCAGCCAGUGCAGCAGCAAAACCCACAAUGCAUGCUGGGAGCCCAGGAAGGAAUGCCAGCCAUGGCCAACCAAGUACAGAGGCCGGUGAUGGCACCUCAGCGGCUACAGCCUCAAGUAGGACCCCAGAGCAUGGCACCCAUGGGCCCACAAGGCCAAAUGAUGAACGCUGCUCAAAAUGGCAAUCCACAGCUGUACCGCCGACAGCAGCUGCUCAGGAUGCAGCAGCAGGGCGGCAUGGCCCAGGGUCACGGCCAGUUCCCCCAACAACAGCAAGGCCCGGCUAGCUUUUCCCAGCUACGAAUGCAGCAGCAAAUGGCUAUGCAAGGAGGUGGGGGGCCCAUCGGCCAGCAUCCUCCAACAUCCCAAAUGGGUCAGGCUGGCAUGGGCAUGGAUGGAGCUCAGAGCCUGCUUCAGCAGCGCAUGCUUCAGCAGCAGCAACAGCAAAUGCUUAAACAGCAGAUGGGCUCUCCAGCGCAAGCAAACUCGAUGAGCCCGCAACCACACAUGCUCCAAGGUCAAGCCCAGGCAGGCACUCACCUACCAGGGCAGACAAUGGCCAACACGCUAGGAAACCAAGUUCGCUCCCCAGCCCCAGUGCAGUCGCCCCGUCCACCCUCGCAACAGCCCCCGCAUUCCAGUCCCUCCCCACGGAUACAGCCUCAGCCCUCGCCUCAGCACAGCACCCUCCACUCCAGUUCUCCUCACCCCAGCCUGGGAGGACCUAUGUCAGGCCCCAUGGAUCAAGGACACAUGGGAACACCAGACCAGAGUGCAAUGCUGCCGCAGCUUAACACACCAAAUCGAGGAGGGUUGAGUAAUGACAUGGGUAUGGUGGGUGACACGACGGGAGACACGCUGGAGAAAUUUGUUGAAGGAUUGUAGCAUUUUAUGACAUAAGAAGGGCCUUUGUCUGUUUUCAGCUGAGAAUAUUUUUACUUGCUGAUGUACAAAUCUAAAUGAAUUACAAACUGAUGAGUCCUGCGGCCUACAGACUGUGAACUUUCCUAAAACCGAGGGACUGCUUUUUUUUCUUCUAACCUAAAGUGAGUUAGUAAUUGCUGUUUAAAAGAAGACGAGGAGAUACAAAGAAUAUAUUUUUGGUUCAGACCAGCCAUGCAAGACUUCACCCUGGUCUUUGUGUUGUUUUAAUUUGUUUUUCAUUUAUUAUUCUCUGGUAUUGACUUUUAUAACAAAACUUCUCAAAACAAAAAUAUUUCAAUUUAUUAUUACUUUUUUACUUUGUACCUUUGGAAAUUAAUAUCGUAUUUGUGUUGAGAAGACUGUAAAAUUAUUUGUCUUGGGGAAUUUUUGCCAGGUUUCACCUCUUGUUCAGUUUCUCUUUUCUUGGCUAAUUUAUUCUAAUAUGCCAUUUUUCAAAAAGGACUGCCCUUGGGAAAGCUUUAAUUCCUUUCCUGUUUGCAGAGUCUAUGGGAGAUUAAUGUAUUUGUAUAGAUUUAGGAGUUAUUGCACACACCCAAACACAACAUGCAGGUGUUGAGAGACACUUGCACUGAAGCUUGUAAAGGAUCACAGGUGCCCGAAUGUUCUUUUUCACUGGGCCUGGGCCCAGUAUUUGUCUUGCAGAUGUUUAAAAAAAUUGCUUUGUCUCUCCUUCAGUAUAAAGAACUUCUCAUUAAGUACUGAAACUCUUUUGCCUGUGGUGGGAAUUUUACUUGUUUGACUGCUGGUUUGUAUUAAGAGAGAGUUUUGUGCAUCAUUGUCUCUCUUGCAUUAAACUUGAAUUGAUGAUGAACUGUUCUCUAAUGUAAAUCACGCAGCUAGACAGUACUGUAAAUAUGCAGGAAAAAGAAUGAAAUCACUGUACAAACUGGUUCAAAUGGCUCAUUUCGUACUUAACAUACCACAUUGUUAAAUAAACCUGUGUGCCACAGA
Molecule: messenger RNA, 8981 nt
Organism: Cynoglossus semilaevis (tongue sole)
Lineage: Eukaryota; Metazoa; Chordata; Actinopteri; Pleuronectiformes; Cynoglossidae
Gene: crebbpb
Product: CREB binding lysine acetyltransferase b
Exons: 32
Coding region: 612-7970 (2452 amino acids)
Biological process (GO): positive regulation of transcription by RNA polymerase II
Cellular component (GO): histone acetyltransferase complex; transcription regulator complex; nucleus
Molecular function (GO): transcription coactivator activity; chromatin DNA binding; protein binding
Source: RefSeq, a predicted model, not a curated record